AUGAAGAUCGCUAAUCUCAUCAUCGCCAUUUCCCUUCUUUUCGUCGUCGUUGGCGGCGCCAAAGCACCGCCGUUGUCGGAUUCGCAAAAGUUGGUCCGCGAAGCUCUUCCACUCGAUCGUUCGCUGGAGUAUCAAGGAAGCUUCCAAAUCUCUGGUGAAUACUCGAUUCAGUUCGAUACUUGCGUCUCUCUCAAAAUAGAAGCUGACGAAGACAUCAUGCUUGGCCAAGACACCUACGAAUUCACCGAAAACGGUCAGCUCGUGAAGCAGAAGUCCUACGCCAUCUUCAAUCUCUGCAGGAAUGGAAACUGCAAAUCGUACAUGGCGUCCCUUUCCAACUACAUGAACGCCUUGAUUCCCGCUUCUGCAGGAGGAGACAACGAAGACUUUUGCUACGCAUGCAAUGCGUAUUGUGGCGACGACUCGGGGGGAAAUCAAGACGGUGACGAAGACGCAAACGGCGACGAAAAUGGAGACCAAGACGCAAACGGCGACAAAGAUGGAGAUCAAGAUGGAAAUGGUGAUGGAGAUCAAGGCGGUAAUCAAGACGAGGGGGCGGGAGACGAAGACGGCGGCGAUCGCCGUCGAGCCAAUGAAAUUGUCUACCUCGACUGUGGAAACUGCGAAGAGCAUGGUUGCUACGACGACAACGACGCGCAGCAGCAAGAAGACGGCGAUUACACCCUUGAAGAAAUCGAAGAGUGGGCUACCGCUAUUGCAGGAUGCAUGUACAUGGGUCAAAAGUGGUCGGGCUAUGACCUCUACGCGGGAUUUAUGUGCAACGCAGAUGGAAGUGGCGCCGAGAUCGCGAUCUUCUUGGAUAACGAGUGCAGCGUCUACACAAACCUCAAAUCCUUUCUGUCCAUUGCGGAAGAGACGGGCACCAACGAGAUCAUCUACAAGGCAUACUGGCCCAUUGUGUAUCCCUUUGAAGAGAGCAUCAGCUGCGCUGUCCCAGUCUACUAUCCACCCAGCGGAUCCGGCUACGAGUACCAAGGAGAUGGUGGAAACGAUGAAGUCAGUCCCCUGUGCGAAUCUCUCUUUGAGGAGGGGUCGUACUAUCCACUGGAUACUUGCGGCAUUCAAGACUAUGAAGCUGGCGACCCCGUUACGUUUCAAGAGCUCGAACAGACGCAGGGGGGCUACUCCUUCUAUUCGUACAUUCUAACCUACGAAGAUUCCCAGAAUGACCAGACAGUCUGUCAAACCAUUCAAGCCUUAGAUGGAGACUAUUGCCAGGCCCAGAAUUACAAGAAAAAAUGGUCGGGAGAAUUCUUUGACUACAAGAAGAAGAAUCGCGCCAGUUGCUUAACGGCGGCCAUUGGAAAAGGUGUCGCAGAGUUCUUCAAGGUAAUUGGUGUUUGCUUGGCAGCUGCAGCGUUGUUGGGGGGAGCCCAGAAAGUUGCAAAGUCGUACCAGCUCCGAAAGCAGCGUCGUUCCCAGGCUCUCAUCCCCCCUUCCAGUGCUGGUACCAUGUCUUAG
This is a messenger RNA of Seminavis robusta, 1482 nucleotides long. The record is from the annotation of a GenBank genome assembly. Lineage: Eukaryota; Bacillariophyta; Bacillariophyceae; Naviculales; Naviculaceae.